Melanotaenia boesemani (Boeseman's rainbowfish) is the source of this 2396-nucleotide messenger RNA. It is a transcript of the gene znf622, whose product is annotated as zinc finger protein 622. Gene Ontology annotation, molecular function: zinc ion binding; nucleic acid binding. NCBI's taxonomy places the organism in Eukaryota, Metazoa, Chordata, Actinopteri, Atheriniformes, Melanotaeniidae. Gene Ontology annotation, cellular component: preribosome, large subunit precursor. Bases 132 to 1541 code for a protein of 469 amino acids. The record is from RefSeq and is a predicted model, not a curated record. Gene Ontology annotation, biological process: ribosomal large subunit biogenesis. The transcript is spliced from 7 exons.
AAGAAGACUGAGUUCAAAGUUCACCCGGAAGUCAGUGUCGUACAUGUGUGGUGUGACAACAGGAGCAACAUUGCACAUUAAAUAUACUAAAACUCAGUGUCAGGAGAGCCCAGUUUUCUAAAGAAGUCACCAUGGCCUCCUACACUUGCAUCAGCUGCCGAGUAGCAUUUGCAGAUGGCGAGGUGCAGCGAGCUCACUACAAAACCGACUGGCACCGUUACAACCUGAAGCGUAAGGUGGCUGACAUGCCCCCCGUCACCGCCGAAAACUUCCAGGAGCGCGUCCUGGCACAGCGAGCUGCUACAGAGCAGCAGCUGAUGGAUGCAGCGGUCACAGAGGGCUGCUCAGUCUGCAACAAGAAGUUCUCCACUGCCAACGCUUACCAGAACCACCUUCAGUCCCACAAGCACCAGCAGGCCGAGAAGCAGUCCCUGCUCGCAGCCCAGAGGAAGGUGGAGAAGAUGAACGAGAAGAAUCUGGAGAAGGGACUCAAUGAUGAAAAGGUAGAUCACGAUGCGAGGAACGAGGCGCUGCAGCAGGCCCUGAAAGAGCAGCAGAGGCCAAGUCCAGCCAAGCAGGUGGCGGUCCAGACCUCACAGGGAGCGGCAAAGCAAAGGGCGGAGAAGCCAGAGAAACCACCCAGGUUGAUGUGGCUGGAGGAGCAAGCCAAGAGGCGAGACAGAGAGGAGGGGGCAACAGCCGAGGAAGAAGAGUGGGAGGAUGUUGAUGAGGAAGAGGAUGAUGAGAUGGAUGAGGAUGCUGAUGAGGAGGAGAUGAUGGAUCAGGAAGAAGGUGAAUCAGCUGCUUCCGCUGAGACCAACCUUGCAUCUCUACCAGGGUCCAUUCCCGUCACAGACUGCCUCUUCUGCCCCCACCACUCAAAGUCGCUCCUAAAGAACGUCGCUCACAUGACCAAAGUCCACAGUUUCUUCAUCCCUGAUGUGGAGUUCCUCGUCGACCUAAGAGGCCUCAUCCGUUACCUCGGAGAGAAAGUUGGUGCAGGGAACGUGUGUUUAUGGUGCAACGAGAAGGGCCGUUCGUUUUAUUCAACAGAAGCAGUGCAGAGUCACAUGACAGACAAAAGCCACUGCAAACUCUUCACAGAUGGAGAUGCUGCCCUGGAGUUUGCAGACUUUUAUGAUUUCAGGAGCAGCUACCCUGACAGAAAGGAGGGAGAGGAUGAAGAAAUGAAUGAUGAAGAGUUGCCCGAUGACAAGAACCUGGAGUAUGACGAUGAGACGCUGGAGCUGACUCUCCCUUCAGGUGCUAAGAUCGGCCACCGCUCCCUCAUGAGGUACUACAAGCAGCGGUUUGGACUCCAACGAACGGUGGCUCUGGUCCACAAUAAGAACGCCGUGGGCAGAGUCCUCCGACAGUACAAAGCCCUCGGCUGGGACGGAGAUACAGGCAUCGGCUCCUUGCAUCAGAAACAGAAAGACAUGCAGUACGUUCAGAGGAUGAAGUCCAGGUGGAUGCUGAAGUUGGGAAUGAGCCACAACGCCACCAAGCAGAAGCACUUCAGAGCCCAAGUCAUGUUCUAACCUCAGACCGGUGGGCUGUGAAUCUGAGACGUCUUCGAUAACUUCCAGCCAAUCAGGAAGAAGCUGCGACUGCUUUCUGAGGACGUGUCGGUCGCCUUGGACACUUACCUGUGUUGUGUUUACAGCUGUGCAGUUAAAUGUAUUGAAGGUUUAACAACAACACAGAAAACCUGGAUGUUUGUUUCUAAAUGAGGAUCAGUUGCUUUAUCCUUAUUUUCCCAUUAAAAUCUCAGUAAUUCUGCACCUUUGUGGGAAACUCAGCUGAUAAUAGAAUAAUUUCACUACAGACAUAAACAGCUAGAUGGAGAUCAGCAGCAUAAAUCACAUUUAUGAAACAGAUGAAGUUGACUUACGGUUUGACAUAAUAUUUAAUAAAGUCUGAGAGAAUUUUAUCAUUUAACACAAUUGCAAAAAACUGAUAAAUAAAUGUGAUUCAUAUUUAUUGUCUAGUUAUUGGCUGUUUUAAUAUCUCACGGCAAGAGUCUGAACUGUCUGUUGUGCCACUUUCAUGAAAAUGAAGACAUUUCUUAAAAUUUAGCACAAAACUUCCUUAACUCGAGGAUGGUUUUGUUUAAGAUUUGGUAGUGAGAAGUCGCACAAAUCGCAUGAAACAGCCAAAAACAAACUUUUGGCUACAAUUCCAUAAAUGAUUCGGCUGUUUUGGCCAAAUUUAAGAAAAAUUACACAGGCUGAAAGUUUCAUUCAUGUUAAAGGUAGCGAGUCACAAUUAUUGUACAUUAAUUUCACAACACUAAAUGUGUAAAAUCAGAAACAGUCCUUAUAAGUCUUUUAAGUUUUAUUUAUUUCUAUCUUUUGAUGCCAACAUAAUAAAUUAAUAUAAAAAUGUGACAUUAA